Molecule: messenger RNA, 864 nt
Organism: Fusarium keratoplasticum
Lineage: Eukaryota; Fungi; Ascomycota; Sordariomycetes; Hypocreales; Nectriaceae
Exons: 2
Coding region: 1-864 (287 amino acids)
Source: RefSeq, a predicted model, not a curated record
AUGGCGCCUGUAAUCCCUCGGAUGCAUCUCUUCGAGAUUGACGACCAGCCCUGGUUCCCGGCCUUCCUCCGCGCCCGUGUUCAAGAUGCCCUCACCCGCGCCUGGAUGUCCAACACACCUCUCCAAUCCCAAUCCCCCGCCAGCCUCGCCGCCUCCCUCCUGAUCGAGCACCUCGACUUGUCUCUACCCGAAUACACCUUUGUCGACUUUUGCGCCGGCGGCGGCGGCCCUACGCCCUCGAUCGCUCGCACUGUCAACACGCACCUGCACUCGCGCGGCGCCUCACCCGUCCGCUUCGUCCUGACGGACUUGCACCCCAACGUCGAGGCAUGGGAUGCUGUCACCAAAAGAAACCCGCUCGUGACGUAUGAGCGCGAGCCUGUCGAUGCGAGCGCCGCGCCGGAACAUCUCGCAAGGAGGGAUGACGGGACGAAGCCGUUCCGCCUGUUCAACCUGGCAUUCCAUCACUUCGACGAUGAUCUUGCGAAGGCGAUCCUACGCGAUACCGUCCAGACGAGCGAAGGCUUUGCUAUCUUCGAACUGCAGGACCGCAGUUUCGCGAGCUUCGUGGCGGUCACGUUGCUGGGCAUCGGCGCCAUCCUCAGCGCACCCCUCUACGCGUGGAAAUGGCGGUCUCCAUCAACCUUUAUCUUCUCAUGCAUUAUCCCCAUCCUACCCUUUGUCCUCGCUUUUGACGGGUACGUCUCGGCGCUGCGAACUCGGACGCCUGACGAGGUGGAGGGCCUGUUGCGGAGCUGUGGCGCGGAUACGAGCAGGUGGGAGAUGCAGAGCGGUAGCAAGGUGCACCUCUGGCCUUGCGGGUAUCUCAAUUGGAUCAUCUGUAAGCCCGUGUCGAAAAGCUGA